AUGAUCAGGGCGCCCUCCAUGACGGCCGACAAGGGGCAGGCAAAGGGGGCGAAGUCGCCUGAGCAGAUGGACGAGUGGGUGGAGGAGGCCAUCCAGCAGCUCAGGACCAACAUCUUGGAGGUCCCGAAAGCUCUGUUUGCCACCCUCGAUCCCCAGGGGCUGGGAGCGCUCACGCCCGUACAGUUCCAGCUGUGGCUGAAGAAGGCGAUGCCGAGCUUGGACACCCAACAGGUCGGCGGCAUUUGGCGGAGGACGGACGCAAACUGCGAUGGAAAAGUCUCGGAGGAG
Messenger RNA from Symbiodinium sp. CCMP2456, 288 nucleotides. The record is from the annotation of a GenBank genome assembly. Lineage: Eukaryota; Dinophyceae; Suessiales; Symbiodiniaceae.